AUGCCAGUGGCCCGGUGGUCAACCGUCGCACGCCCAUGUCGAUUAAUCGCCCGUCGCCGGUAUCCUAUCCCUUCGUCGGCACACUCGCGCCGCUUUCAUAUUUCGCGACAAUGGCAAUCAGCAUCGUCUCCGCCAACCGAACCUGGUGAAGAUCCUCCCACUGGGGACUUGAUUGAUGAUAUACAAACUCCGAAUCUUAAUCAUGCAUCUGCAAAUUCCUCCUUAAACCCCGCUGUGAUUGACAAAUCGGUGGCAAGGCCAUAUGGCUCCGCUGUUCGAAGAGCUAUGAGGAACAAGCAGCUAGAGAGCCAACAAAAGGUUUCGCCUGCUGCCACGGUGCCCUAUUGGUUUUCUGACCAAAACACUGUUGUCCGGAGCUCAAACCCUGAUGAACUUCUUGUAGGGCAGCCACAACAGUGGGUUGGGAUUAAAAAGACAUCCGUGCUGGCUCCAGAUGAAGGAAGGAACAAUGGACUGCCUUCAGGACCUAGCAGUGAAGAUCCACCACCCUCGGGUGAAUCCGCACCUGAGAAUCGUUACUCGGUGCCGGAAGAACUGUGGAUGAGCUACGAGCAUCCGUCAAGGCAGGCCUUCGACUUCCACCGGUACAAUAUUCGAAAGAGCCUGUGGCAAGGAAGCAACGAUGGCAUCCUAUUUCUGGAUGCUGUUGUUCGGCAGCUCUCUCAACAAUUGAAUACGGAUUUGAUCACUCUCAAUGCGCAAGAUAUCGCUCAGUUGUUUAGCGAGCAGGACUUUGCCGAGACUGGCUCAACAUCACAAAUACGCUCGCUUGGUUAUGAGGUUUAUCGACCAACGGUCGCGACGUGGCCCGAAGCUGAAGGCGAUGGGGAGGGUGAAGAAGAGGUCGCUGAUAUUGCAUCUGUUGCCCAGGGAGCACGGACUGAGGUCAGUACCCCCCGGUUCAUCACCAUUGAAGCUAGCAGAGACACCGGUGAUGUCCCGCUACCGAACUGGCUAGGAUUGAAAUCCCUUGUUGCCUCGAUGAACGGCCAGGGUGAGCAAGAUCCCAGUAACAUGCGUCAUUCUUGGCAACGUGCGGAGGAACGGUGGACGCGCCUUUUGAAUGAAAUCAUCACUUCGCUUGGCAGGCCAGCACUUCCUGCUCCUGAGAAGACUGAGGCUACAUUGGAACCUAACACUGCCCCUUCGGUUUUGCCGCGCGACACCAUUAUACAUGUACAAGACUACCGUGAUAUCCAAAGCUCAAGGGCGGGGUCUAGAGUGAUUUCCCUCCUCCAGAAGGUCAUUCAAGACCAGAGACGGGCUGGCUCACGGAUCAUACUUAUUGGCACCACCUCUCAAGAACUUCAACAAGCCUUCUCGCAGGAUGGGUCUAGCAUCUUACAGAACGUGUUUGAAGAUAACUUCUCGAAAACCCUGGUGAUCACACCAGCAAUGGAUGCAAAGAUUGCCGAGAAAACAUUCGCAGAGGACCAAAGGAAACGGACGAUGGAUAUCAACAUCCGCCACCUCCAAAGCAUGCUACGAUACCGACUGAAUGAAAAUUCUGCUGCGAUAAAAGAUGAUAUCUUUGGUAAUCGAUCUUGGCCGCUUGAUUCGCUUACUUUGAAGCUAUCUGGAAUCAGGGAUCGCCUUUGGUCUUACAACCAGGUACACUGGGUGGCGACCCUGGCGCUUGGCAGUACGGAAGCGGGUGAGCCCUUUGGUUUCGAGCACAUUCGGCGAGGGAUUCAACUCAUGGAUAAGGGCGAUCAAGUGACGAGCGAGUGGCUUAAGGAAAAAUCACCCAAGGCCACCGGCUCGGCCAAUGGUCAAAGCCGUGAACAGCUUCUGAGCUCUCUUCGAAAGACUUGCAACGCCCAUGAGAAGAAACUACUCAAUGGGGUUGUCGAUGCCAAAAGUAUCCGGACGACUUUCGACCAUGUCCAUGUUCCUCCUGAGACUGUGGACGCUCUGAAGACUCUGACAUCCUUGUCUUUGAUCCGCCCGGAAGCCUUCACAUAUGGUGUCUUAGCAACGGAUAAGAUUCCGGGGCUUCUGUUGUAUGGUCCGCCCGGUACCGGUAAAACCUUACUUGCUAAAGCAGUCGCACGUGAGAGUGGGGCGACUGUCCUCGAAGUGAGUGGAUCUGAAGUGUACGACAUGUAUGUCGGUGAAGGCGAGAAGAACGUCAAGGCCAUUUUCACCUUGGCUAAGAAAUUAAGCCCAUGCGUGGUGUUCAUCGACGAAGCGGAUGCCAUUUUCUGUUCCCGCACUGGCUCCAGCAACCGGACGUCGCAUCGCGAAUUGAUCAACCAAUUCCUUCGCGAAUGGGAUGGUUUGAACGACCUGUCAGCAUUUAUCAUGGUCGCUACCAACCGACCAUUUGAUCUGGACGAUGCCGUGCUCAGGCGUCUGCCUCGGAGACUAUUAGUGGACCUGCCAACCGAGCAAGAUCGUCACGAGAUUCUCAAGAUUCACUUGAAAGAAGAGCAACUCGACCCUUCAGUUGACUUAGCUGAUCUAGCGAAACGAACCCCAUUGUAUUCGGGCUCCGAUUUGAAAAAUUUGGCUGUCGCAGCGGCUUUGGCGUGUGUCCGUGAAGAAAACGAGGCCGCGCUUCGACACCAGGGUGACGAACCGUACACGUACCCAACACGCCGCACCCUCACUCUUGCCCAUUUCGACCGGGGCAUGGAAGAGAUCAGUGCUUCCAUCAGUGAGGACAUGUCAUCGCUGUCGUCUAUUCGCAAGUUCGAUGAGCAGUAUGGCGAUCGAAAAUCUCGUCGACCGAAGACGGCCGGCUUGGGGUUUACUUCUGCUAGUGAUGCACCGGUCAAAGAAACUGUGCGAGUUCGGGAGUGA
Messenger RNA from Penicillium chermesinum, 2826 nucleotides. Its product is annotated as ATP-binding protein. Gene Ontology annotation, cellular component: mitochondrial outer membrane. The record is from RefSeq and is a predicted model, not a curated record. Gene Ontology annotation, molecular function: ATP hydrolysis activity; ATP binding. Bases 1 to 2826 code for a protein of 941 amino acids. The transcript has 2 exons. NCBI's taxonomy places the organism in Eukaryota, Fungi, Ascomycota, Eurotiomycetes, Eurotiales, Aspergillaceae.